This is a messenger RNA of Lactuca saligna, 342 nucleotides long. Lineage: Eukaryota; Viridiplantae; Streptophyta; Magnoliopsida; Asterales; Asteraceae. The record is from the annotation of a GenBank genome assembly.
AUGUCCCUAGUUCCUUUUGAGCCAAAUAAACAAGAUGUGCUUAAUGAUUUUAAGGAUGAUUCGUAUUUCCCUGUACCAAAAGAAACUGAUACAAUGCAAGAUAUUACAGUUGAUAUUAAUUGCCAGGAUCAUAGAGAAAUAUUAGAUGAUUUUGAGCCUUUUAAUAGUGAUGGAUAUCAGAAUAUAGGUGACUUUGAAAGAGAGGUUGCAGUUGAAGAAGAACAGAAUGAAGAAGAUGAACAAGGGCAUGCAGAAGAUUCAAAAGAUGAUUCAAAAGAACAUACAGAAGAAGAGGAUGAGUCUUACUACAUUGUUGACCCAGAAGCUAUUUUAGAUGACUAG